Vigna unguiculata (cowpea) is the source of this 3518-nucleotide messenger RNA. RefSeq lists its product as uncharacterized. NCBI's taxonomy places the organism in Eukaryota, Viridiplantae, Streptophyta, Magnoliopsida, Fabales, Fabaceae. The record is from RefSeq and is a predicted model, not a curated record.
GGUUCUCCUCAGAACCACCGAUCCUUAUCUUUGAAUCUCCGAUUCAAAGUGGCGGAUCUUCCUCACUUAUCUUGAAAUCUCCUCCAAGUGGUGUGAUUUCCUUCCGUUCCGCAAAAACCCCCAAUCGACGUCCUCCAUUUUCCCCCUUUUCGUUUUAGGGUUCAUACCCAUUUUUGUUCUAGAUGAAUUCCUCCCCAAAUCCGAGACGAUCCUUCAUCAUCUGGUAAUCAGAGCUCGGUUGUUUCUCUUUCAAAUUCGUUUCGGAUUGUCGUUCUCAACUUUUUGGCAUUUUUGGUUCUGUCGUGUUGGUCUCGUUCGUUGAGUUGGUUUUCUUGUGGUUCAUUUUGUGUGCUCGUCUUCUUUUCCGUUCAAGUUGUGGUGGUUGUUUUCGUUCUCCAAUUUGUUUCGUGUUUGGGUGUUGUCGUAGUAUUCUCUUCAUCAUCUAUUUUGGCCUGUUGCAUACCACGUGAUGUCAAUUUGACUCAAUGAGGAGCAAGUUAACAAAAUGACAGCAACUUGUAAUCUAUUUCGUUUUUCUCCAAUUAAUUAGCUCAACGGGAACGUGUCUUUAAAUCGGUGCAGUACAUUGCAACAACUUUAAUCGGUGAACUACAGAUCUUUGGUGGAGAAAUUGAAAUUGGAGGUGUUGGCCAGAUCCGUGGCGAUUGGAGACCAAUUGGGUCAAUUGAAUUGGUGAAAUUUGGUUGCAGCCCAUGUGUUUGUGAAAAUGAUUCAGUGAAGAAUUUGGUGUCGUUUGAAAUGUUAUGUUAAGUUGAAGCCCGUGUUAUGUUGUGUUAUGUCAUGGGUGGAAAAUUGUUGCUGGAAUUUUUGAAUAACAUGGCAGUGUAGUUAUUGACCCUAUUUUGACGCAGUAGAGGUCUUGGUGCAGUGGAGUUCUGUUCGAAUAUGCCACAUAAGUUGUUUGAAUUUGUUACUUGAAGCAAUGACAACACAAGUUGCUUGUUGAAUUUCCAAGCUUGGAUGUUAAAAGCAAGUUCUAAAUAGAUAGCAACAAAGAAUCUGACUCAAGCGGUGGAAAUCAAAACUAAUCAAUAUUUAGGUGUGGAUUCAGUUUGAGUUGGUGAAAGUGGAGUAGGUAGUUGGGGUACCCUGCUGUAGAUGUCCCAACCUCAUUUAAAUACAUUGACUGAGUGUUUAUUCUGAGUUAGACGCAUCAUAGAAUGUCCUGCUACUGAGUUUUCAAGUGCUCUUGGCAAUAAACUAGUGCAAAGCUAGUGCAUAAUUUUAAUUGGUAGCAACUAAUUGUUAUUCUGAAUCCUUGGAGCAGUGGCUGUGUCAUCCAUGCGGUGCUGACCACAAGACCAAUUUUGAAGUGGAAAAACUGGCGGUGCAAAUUGGGAAGAGGAAUUCCUUCCGGUGCAGAAUUUAUUCUGAUGUAGGAAGCUUUUAGCAGCCUUUUUCUUUGGGGCAAAACCUUCUCGCUUAAGCGGUGUUCCAAGCGUGCAAUUGUGGUUGGCUUCUUGCUACAUUUAGUGUAGAAUUGGUAAUGGUGUUGCAGCAGUCUGAUACAUUCUGUGGUAGCCUUUCUAGGUAGUUUGGUGCAACGUUGAUCAAAUUUUCUAGUGCACUAGCUUGCUGUCUUUAUAGGUUUCUUGGUGCAGGAAAUUGUGCAGCAACCAAAGCCCUCUUGUAGUGAUUUAGAGGUGCCAAGCGGUGCAGGAAAAAGGGACACCCAUUUCCUUUGGACAACAAGUGUUCUGGUCCAAGCAGUGGACUAGUCUUGCCACUUUAUUUUAGUGAUUUUAGUGCAGUGAAAGCUUGACCAACAAACCAGUUUUGUUUCCCGCGUGACAAUAGCAUCCAGUUUUGUGAAAGUGUUGUGCAACAAAUAUGUUGCAGCAGCAUGUCGUAGUGUUUUAGAUCCUGAAUGGUGCAAUGCAGCAGCUCGUGGUUUAAGCUUCGUUCGGUGCACACAAUCUGAAAUGGUGAAACUUGCGGUGAUGUGAUUUGAAGUGGUGGAUGCAGAACACAAUUUGUUUUGGCAUGUUACAAUGCAUAUUCUGGUGCAGUGAGCAUUUGGAUUGUUGGAUCUGUUUUAAUUUGUUUGACAGUAGCUCUUCUAGGAAUUCGGUGGACAUCUUUAAGGCUUAUUCAGUGCCAGCCACAUAUGCCUUUGAUCUAUUUGGUGCAAUUAAAUUUGUUAGUGAAUUGACAGCAGCUAGCUUAGCCCACUCCUAAUUCCACAAUAGAGAAAAAUUUUAACCACAACAGUAUCAACCAUUGCUAGUCUCGUGGUGCAAGCGGUGCAAUUUGGCAAUGGUGCAGCAGAUUUCUCUUGGCCCACUCGGUGCAGAAUUUGAAAGCUUCCUCACUCGGUGCCUUUAGUGCCUAUGGUGUAGAAAGGGUGAGCUAGGUUGACAAAUAAAGCACUUCACCUGGUUGUAUUCUUUAGAACUUGCAGUGGCAGCCCCACAUUUCCACACUGCAGUCACAAUCUUUUUGUGGCAGCAAAUCAAUUUGUGGUCUGUUACGGUGCAGCAGCAGCAUGGCAGUCCUUUCCAAUUGAGGCAACGUUUCCCAUUAUUGAUAGCCUCUCAUUUAUCCUCACAGCAGCAGAAUUUUGUUUGAUAUGGUGCAGAGUUGAAAGUUGGCUCGCAACUUGCUUAGGCCAUUUGGUGCAGAAAUUUUUUGAAAAAAGAAAAACGUGUUGGUGUAGGACUUUAUGACUAAAGCCAUGAUUUUGGUGCAGCACUCUUCAAUUAGCUAGUGCCUUUGUGUUUCAAUAUACAUUCAAUGAAUGUGGAUUAAUGCAAUUUGGCAAGGAACACAUUUGGGCAGAAGCGGACUUAGUCCGUCUUGUUGAUUUGGGUAAUGCUUCCAGAAAAGAAAACUCCACGCGGUGCAGUAGUAGGAUCCAUUCAUUGGCCACCUUUAUAAGCAAUUUGGUGUAGGGGAAUUUUUUUUUUUUGGCAAGGGACAACAACUGUCAUUGAGACUUGAUGCUUCAUGCGUUGCAGCAGCAGUGCCAAUCCUUCCAAAGCUUGGUACACGUAACAACUACAACUUUCGGAAUUAGGAAUUCUGAGCACUCCAGAAUGUUCCAUACACGUUCGACCUUGAUAGAAGAUAUCAACUUCAUCGUGUCAAGAAUUGUCAGGUUGAAUAGCAAACUUGGGAAUCUUAGAAGGGAGCACCAUGAAGAUAGAGGAUCAUUGCCAAGCGACAAAACAAGUGUUAUUAGGUGCACCAAGUGUGAAGGAUAUGGACAUGAAAAUUAUCAAUGUCCUAAUUGGAACGGAAAGUACAUGACUCUUCAGGAACUCCAGGAUUACAUUGUAUACUUGAAAGAGGUGAAGAGGAGUGUUGGGCAAAAGCUCGAAGUUAGACAAGAGCAACAAGCAAAAAGGGAUCAUGAAAAGGCGGAAAGAACACUAAAGGAAAUAUGGGAAAAAGCAAGACAAGAGAGAGAGCUAAAAGAGAGAAAGGAGGAAGAGUUAAGAGAGUUUAUCUUUGAUCCUGGAGGACAAUCUCCAAGCACCUUGAUAAUAAGAGAUUGA